GCUUGGCAUUCCAGCACGGGGUGUAUGAGGCUGAUAUGGGUUGAUGUAUUUAGUCUCCCAUGUCUGCCUCUUGUGAGACUGUGAGGGGAAACAUUGAAUACUGGCCACACCAUCUGGCGAAACCGACAAGAGAAUCGGUGACGACGACUCCAUGAUGCAAAUUUCAAAACGUAUCGGCGUCGCGUUGACCGCGGUCGCCUUCUGUAAGCAAUGGUCUCACCCAUAUGUCUGCUCGACCACCCUCCUGACACCAAACAGAUGGACAGCGAUGCUGGGCACAAGAUCCCGUGAUGUACACGGACCCGUCGACAAACAUUACGUUCCCGACAUGGAAGGACGACGGCGGCUACACAUUUGGUUUCGUCGUGCCAGACACGGCACUGACGACCGAUAGUUAUGAAUACAUCGGAUACCUCAGCUGCACAACACCAUCCGGACAGGGCGCGGCAUACUGCGGUAUCUCUCACGGCCAAUCUGGUCAGAUGACACAGGCACUGCUCCUGAUGGCAUGGCCACACGAAGACCAAGUCCUCACCUCCUUCCGCUACGCCACAGGCUACACUGAGCCAGUGAAGUACAACGGAAACGCGACCCUCACGACCCUCGCAUCAACAGUCAGCGACACCGCCUUCGAGAUCGUCUACCGGUGUCAGAACUGCUUCGUCUGGAGCCAGGACGGCGCAGAGGGCUCGGUCUCGACGAGCUCCGGAUCCACGGUGUUUGGCCGCGCAGCCUCCAACGAGGCCCCCGGCAACCCGGGCUGCCCGAACGACAUCACCAUCCCCUACCACCGCCGCCUGUUUGGCCAGUAUGGAGCUUCGUUCGCGAACGCGACUGCGGCCGCUUACUCUGACUACGCAGCGCUCCCCCCAAAGCCCACAACCACGGCCACGACCUGUUCGGGUGCCACACCAACUGGAAAUGCCACAACGACAUCUGGCAUCCCUACGGCAACUCCCACCGUGGCGUGCAAGACCAUUCCCUCGAACAAGACCUAUGACUACGUCGUCAUCGGUGGCGGUGCCGGUGGUAUCCCCAUGGCCGACAAGCUGAGUGAGGCGGGCAAAUCCGUCCUCCUCAUCGAGAAGGGGCCCGUUUCCACCGGACAAUGGGGUGGCAAUCUCGGACCCGCGUGGCUGAACGGCACAGGCCUGACCCGAUUCGACGUGCCCGGUCUUUGCAACCAGAUCUGGGUGGACUCAGCCGGCAUCGCGUGUUCCGACACGGACCAGAUGGCCGGCUGCGUGCUGGGCGGAGGCACAGCCGUGAACGCAGGGCUGUGGUGGAAGCCCAACCCUGCCGACUGGGACGAGAACUUCCCCGAAGGGUGGCACGCCUCGGACGUCACAGAAGCAACAGAGCGCGCCUUCGAGCGCAUCCCGGGCACGUGGCAGCCCUCGACGGACGGCGAGCUCUACCUGGACCAGGGCUACGAGGUUCUGACCUCGGGCCUCGAGAGGAGCGGGUGGGAGUUCGUCGUCGCCAACGACGAGCCGGAGCGCAAGAACCGCACCUUCGGGCACGGGCAGUUCAUGUUCUCCGGCGGCCAGCGCAGCGGGCCCCUCGCCACGUACCUGGCCUCCGCCGCGGCGCGCGACGUCUUCUCGCUGUGGACCGACACCGCCGUGGACCGCAUCGUGCGCGACGGCGCCCACGCCACGGGCGUCGAGGUCUCGUGCUCCGCUGGCUCUGGGUACUCUGGCACCGUGAGGCUGACGCCCGGCACCGGGAGGGUGGUCGUCUCCGCCGGCACGUUCGGCACGCCAAAGGUGCUCUUCAGGAGUGGCAUUGGGCCGAGUGAUCAGCUCUCCGUCGUCAAGGCUUCGGCCGACGGCGCCAGGAUGAUCGGGAACGAGUCGUGGAUCAACCUGCCGGUUGGGUCCAACCUCGUGGAGCAGAUGAACACCGACGUGAUGAUCACCCACCCAGACGUGGUCUUCUACGACUUCUACAAGGCGUGGAAGGACCCCAUCGCGUCCGACAAGGAGGCCUACCUGUCCAACCGCACGGGCAUCCUCACCCAGGCCGCCCCCAACAUCGGGCCCAUGCUGUGGGAGGAGAUCCCCGGCGCCGACGGGAUAACCCGCCAGCUGCAGUGGACCGCGCGCGUCGAGGGCGACAGGGCCUUCACCAACUCGACCCACGCCAUGACCAUCUCGCAGUACCUGGGCCGCGGCCAGGUGUCGCGGGGCCGCGCGACCAUCACGGGCAGCCUGACCAUGAGCGUGUCGACGCAGCCGUUCCUGCACGACGAGCACGACCGCGCCGCCGUCGUGGCGGGCAUCAAGAGCAUCCAGGAGUCCCUGAAGGACGUCCCGGGCCUGCAGUUCGUGCGGCCCAGGGCCAACCAGACCGCCGAGGCGUACGUGGACUCGCUGCUCGUGACGGCCAACGGGCGCCGCUCCAACCACUGGAUGGGUACGGCCAAGAUGGGCACCGACGACGGGUCCGCGGGGGGCACGGCGGUCGUGGACACCAAUGCCAAGGUGUACGGCACGGACAACAUCUUUGUGCUGGAUGCUAGUGUCUUCCCUGGGCAGCUGACGGGUAACCCGUCUGCCACGAUUGUCAUUGCUGCUGAGCACGCCGCGGCCAAGAUAUUGGCUCUUGGGUCUUGAUGGGG
This is a messenger RNA of Diaporthe batatas, 2623 nucleotides long. RefSeq lists its product as uncharacterized. Bases 291 to 2618 code for a protein of 775 amino acids. The record is from RefSeq and is a predicted model, not a curated record. NCBI's taxonomy places the organism in Eukaryota, Fungi, Ascomycota, Sordariomycetes, Diaporthales, Diaporthaceae. The transcript has 4 exons. Gene Ontology annotation, molecular function: oxidoreductase activity, acting on CH-OH group of donors; flavin adenine dinucleotide binding.